Messenger RNA from Prunus mume (Japanese apricot), 641 nucleotides. Lineage: Eukaryota; Viridiplantae; Streptophyta; Magnoliopsida; Rosales; Rosaceae. The record is from RefSeq and is a predicted model, not a curated record.
GACUAUGAAUUGUUAGCAUUAUCACUGUUAUUGCAGAAGUAUUGGAUUGACAAGAAGUCCAACAACUGCUUUAUGGUAUAUGCUAGGGAUCUCUCGAUCUCUUGGGCUGAAGACGAUCGUAACUGGCUCUGGCCCUCCCUGCAAGAAACCAGUGGUGUCGUCAUUGAUGCUGCCGAAAUGAUUAAUGAAUGUUGGCUAGAAGUGCAUGGACAAUUUGAGACUACAAAGCUGUCACCAGGAACUCUGUAUGAAGUUGCGUUUGUGGUCAAGUUGAAAGCUUCAGCUGAUGGAUGGGAUGUUCCAGUGAAUGUCAGUCUCACUCUUCCAGAUGGUAGCAAACAAUGGCAUGAAGUUAAGUUGAAGGAAAUCCCAAGAGAGCAAUGGAAAGAGAUUUUGGUUGGCGAGUUUAGAGCAUCACCCGAAAUACCUGGGGACAUGGAGUUUUCGAUGUAUGAAUAUGAUAGUGGGAAAUGGAAUAGAGGACUUGUUAUCAAGGGUGUUAUCAUUCGGCCUAAAAAUUAAGUUGCAGAAUACUCAGCUUUGCUUAUGAGCAGAGAUAUGAUUUUCUGGGUUUUUCAUAUGAAGACAGAUCUGAGAGAAUUGCCUAUGUAAGAAAUAAUAAGAACAGAAAAAUGAAACAA